AUGGCUGGGGACGAGGUGAAGAGAAGGAAGACUCAUCGUCACAAACAUGGUGAUCCUGGAAUGCCAAAACCCCGAAAGCGAUCCGAGGAUGAUAGUACGACAUCGAAAUCGCCCGCCACCACCGAUAGCCCCGCCGAUAUCGAUGCCCUCAGAAAGGCCAGACUCACAUAUCUAGCCAAAUCUCCUGAGGAACGCCGAAACGACAUGAAGUACGAGUAUAUAAAACGGACAAAGACGUCGGAAGCAGACGAAGAGAAGGACAAGCGCCACAAGGCUGUGCGAGGCCAGGUCAUUGAUCGGGAGGAUCGAAAACCUGAGCGCCGUUCCACCACGCGCACGGAUAGCAAUCGACGAGCCGUAGCGCAAGACGAGAGUGAAGAUGACUACGUUUAUUCCAGAAACGAACGAUCGUCUGGCGCACGCAGCACAGGCGCAACACAGAUAGAGACAACUCGUACCCAGAGAACGAAAUCCCAAAGUCAAAAUCCCAAAAAGACGGAAACAACGCGAAGAGCGCCGGAGCGACGGUAUACGGAGCCAGCCAGAAGGAAGGAAGUAUACGUCUUUGAUGAAGUACCCUGCGCAGGCAAAGAGGCGCAUCCGCUACCACGUCGAAUGUCUAUUGUGACCGAGAAACCACGGAAACCCGAGAUUAAGAGAAGCGUUACAACUGUAAAACCCAAGGUUGAAGUGGGUGUCGCAGAAUCCGAGGUCGCUACAACGCCCAAGAAGGGAUCAGGCCUUUUGAGCGGACUUCUACCACCUAAACCAGCACCUCAAAGAAAAGUCUCUUGCCUAACUUGUGGUGACGAUGAAAUUCCAGUGGCACAAUCCGCUCUCCUGCCUUGUAAGCACCGCAUGUGCAACACAUGCCUCAAGCGGGUCUUCAAGAUGUCCGUUUCCGAUCCUGCGCACAUGCCACCUCGGUGCUGUACCGACCAGCACAUUGCACUCAAGCACGUCGAGAAAUUGUUCGACGACAAAUUCAAGGUACUAUGGAACCGCAAGUUUCAAGAAUACAAGACCAAGAAUCGAGUAUAUUGUCCGGGUCGGAAAUGCGGCGCCUGGAUUAAACCACACUACAUCACCAUAGAAAAUGGUCGAAAAAUGCAUACGACUCGUGAGUGCCCCAAGGACCCGGAAACAAAAGCUUUCAUCGAAACGGCGAAGGAGAAAGGUUGGCAAAGAUGUUACAGCUGUCACGCUAUGGUCGAGUUGAAGGAAGGCUGCAAUCAUAUGACAUGCCGCUGCACGGCUGAAUUCUGUAUGGUAUGUGGUCUGAAAUGGAAAUCCUGCGACUGCCCGUGGUUCAACUACGAAGCUGUUGACGCGAAUAUGGGGGAUCCUAUGCGCUAUCAACAAGAAAUGGACCGACGUCGGGAUCAAGUCAACCGUGAUGAAGAGCUCGCUCGACGCAUGCAACAAAUGGGGCUAGGCGACGAUGGUGAAGGUCCAGCUGCUCGUAUGUUUGGGCUGGGAAAUGGAGCGAACCACCACAUGAAUCAGAACUUCAUCCAGCAAGCGCGUGAAGCGCUGACGGCCAAUUAUGCACAAGCGGGCCAGGCUGCUAUGGGCCUUUUGAAUGGCUUCGUGGUCGCAUGCGCGACCCAGCAGAGGGCGAGGAUCCAGGACGGAGAACUGGGCGACGAGCGACAAAUAGACGAAGACAAGCUGGCCUCGACGAAGCAAGAGGAGCAGACAGACGAAUUCAUGAUUGGGUACACGGCAGGGCUUGAUAUGACAGGAACCGGUUCGUCGUUCAUGUUUUACGAGGUGCAGGUCGACGAUUGGGCUCAUGAUCCUGGGAUUUCAUACGGACGGAUGGACAGGAAGAGACGGAAGGCCGCUCGCGAUGGUAAUCUUCGGCUUUUGGAUACCCACGGGCGAGCGUACCACGGUGUUGGGAAUAUCGACGGGGUCAACAGACCAGAUGAAAGGUUUCGGUAUCUAUCAUGA
Messenger RNA from Fonsecaea nubica, 1956 nucleotides. RefSeq lists its product as hypothetical. Bases 1 to 1956 code for a protein of 651 amino acids. NCBI's taxonomy places the organism in Eukaryota, Fungi, Ascomycota, Eurotiomycetes, Chaetothyriales, Herpotrichiellaceae. The transcript has 4 exons. Gene Ontology annotation, cellular component: cytoplasm; ubiquitin ligase complex. The record is from RefSeq and is a predicted model, not a curated record. Gene Ontology annotation, molecular function: ubiquitin conjugating enzyme binding; ubiquitin protein ligase activity. Gene Ontology annotation, biological process: ubiquitin-dependent protein catabolic process; protein polyubiquitination; positive regulation of proteasomal ubiquitin-dependent protein catabolic process.